Molecule: messenger RNA, 5120 nt
Organism: Neopsephotus bourkii (Bourke's parrot)
Lineage: Eukaryota; Metazoa; Chordata; Aves; Psittaciformes; Psittacidae
Gene: JAKMIP2
Product: janus kinase and microtubule interacting protein 2
Exons: 21
Coding region: 310-2829 (839 amino acids)
Molecular function (GO): microtubule binding; kinase binding
Source: RefSeq, a predicted model, not a curated record
CGCAGGCCUCAGCCGCGGGGAGGCGGCGGGGCGGGCGCCCGCCGUCAGCGUCGGCGCGCAGGACGCCGGCGGAGCCGGUGCUGGGCGCUGGAGCCUCUGCGGCGGCGGGAAGAUGGAUGCGCUGCGCUCGUCCCUCGCCGCUCGGCAUCCUCUCCUGGCCGCGGCACGGGCUUCCAAAGCAGCUGAGUCCAGGAGCUUAAGGAAUGCCAUGCAGUAGGUGCUGAACUAACUGGCACUGAAAGGAACAGAAAAAGAUGGCAGUCUGUAUUUGAAAUAAUUAAACACGUGGACUCUCGCUAAUAAGAAACCAUGUCAAAAAAAGGACGUAGCAAGGGCGAAAAGCCUGAGGCACUGAUUGUUGCCCUACAGGCUGCCAAUGAGGAACUCAGGACCAAGCUAACAGACAUUCAAAUUGAGCUGCAUCAGGAGAAAUCAAAGGUUGCUAAACUUGAAAGGGAGAAGACUCAAGAAACUAAGCGCAUCCGUGAGGUGGAGCAGCGCAAGCAGACUGUGCAGAUCACAGAGCUAAAAGCCAAACUCCAUGAGGAGAAAAUGAAGGAGCUGCAGGCUGUGAGGGAGAACCUCAUCAAACAGCAUGAGCAGGAGAUGACGCGGAUGGUCAAAGUCCGAGACAGUGAAAUCCAGCGCCUGAAGUCAGCGCUGAGUGCGCUGCGGGAUGGGAGCAGUGAUAAAGUAAGGACAGCGCUGACUAUUGAGGCUCGUGAGGAGGCCAGAAAACAGUUUGACUCUGAGCGCCUUAAACUUCUGCAGGAAAUUACUGAACUGAAGUCUGCCAAAAAGCAGGUAGAUGAGGCCCUUAACAAUAUGAUCCAAGCUGAUAAGAUCAAGGCAGGGGAUCUUCGGAGUGAGCAUCAAUCCCACCAGGAAGCCAUUUCCAAGAUCAAAUGGGAGAGCGAAAGGGAUAUUCGCCGCCUGAUGGAUGAGAUCAAGGCUAAAGACAGGAUCAUAUUUUCCUUGGAGAAAGAACUGGAGACACAGACAGGCUAUGUGCAGAAGCUGCAGCUGCAGAAGGAAGCUCUGGAUGAACAGCUCUUCUUGGUGAAGGAGGCAGAGUGUAACAUGAGCAGUCCCAAGAGAGAAAUCCCAGGAAGGGCUGGAGAUGGUUCGGAGCACUGCAGCAGCCCUGACUUGCGCAGAAACCAGAAGAGGAUAGCAGAGCUGAAUGCCACAAUCCGGAAGCUGGAGGACAGGAAUACGUUGCUUGUGGAUGAACGAAAUGAACUGCUGAAGCGUGUCCGAGAAGCUGAGAAACAAUGUAAACCUCUUCUGGAAAAGAACAAGUGCCUCACAAAGAGAAAUGAUGAACUUAUGCAGUCUUUGCAGCGUAUGGAAGAUAAACUCAAAGCAGUUACUAAAGAAAAUAUAGAAAUGAGAGAAAAAAUUACAUCACAUCCUCCUCUAAAGAAAUUAAGAUCUCUCAAUGACCUGGAUCAGGCUAAUGAGGAACAGGAAACUGAAUUCUUAAAGCUUCAGGUCAUAGAACAACAGAACAUCAUUGAUGAGCUAACGAGGGACAGGGAGAAGCUCAUACGUCGCAGAAAGCAUAAAAGAAGCUCAAAGCCAAUUAAGAGACAUGUGGUGGAUACAGUUUUUGGGUAUGAUGAUGAUUCCAUGGACUCUGAAACAUCCUCUGUGGCCUCAUAUAGAACAGACAGAACACCAGCAACCCCAGAUGAUGAUUUAGAUGAGGGUUUAGCAGCGGAAGAAUCAGAGCUGCGGUUUCGACAGCUGACAAAGGAAUAUCAGGCCCUGCAGAGAGCGUAUGCACUACUGCAGGAGCAGACGGGGGGCAUCAUAGAUGCUGAAAGAGAAGCCAAGGCUCAGGAGCAGCUCCAAGCUGAAGUCCAGAGGUAUAAAGCUAAAAUAGAAGAUCUGGAGAAAACUUUAGCACAGAAAGGGCAGGACUCGCACUGGGUGGAGGACAAACAGCUUUUCAUUAAAAGAAACCAAGAGCUUUUAGACAAGAUAGAGAAACUGGAAGGAGAAAACAACCGGCUGCAACAGGAGCUUCAGGAUGCCCGAGACCAGAAUGAGCUGCUGGAGUUCCGCAACCUUGAGCUGGAGGAAAGAGAGAGACGGUCCCCCCCAUUUAAUCUCCAGAUUCACCCAUUCUCAGAUGGUGUGAGUGCUCUACAGAUCUACUGCAUGAAGGAAGGGGUUAAGGAUGUCAGCAUCCCAGACCUCAUAAAGCAGUUAGACAUCCUAGGUGAUAAUGGGAAUUUGAGAAAUGAAGAACAAGUGGCCAUAAUUCAGGCUUCCACUGUGUUGUCCUUGGCAGAAAAGUGGAUCCAGCAGAUUGAGGGAGCUGAAGCUGCUCUGCAUCAGAAGAUGAUGGAACUGGAAAGUGAUAUGGAGCAGUUUUGCAAAAUAAAAGGUUAUUUGGAGGAAGAAUUGGACUACAGGAAGCAGGCUCUUGACCAAGCAUACAUGAGGAUCCAGGAGCUUGAAGCCACCUUGUACAAUGCUUUGCAGCAAGAAACAGUGAUAAAGUUUGGGGAACUACUGACUGAAAAACAGCAGGAAGAGCUGAGGACAGCAGUAGAAAAGCUAAGACGUCAGAUGCUGAGGAAAAGCAGAGAAUAUGAUUGCCAGAUUCUUCAGGAGAGGAUGGAACUGCUCCAGCAGGCUCAUCAGCGGAUCCGAGAUUUAGAAGAUAAAACUGACAUCCAGAAGAGACAAAUUAAGGAUCUGGAGGAAAAGAGUGCCCGACCACAGCUCAGUCCUUAUAAAGGCAAAUGCUUCCACCCCCUGAUGAAGAGAACAUUGUUUACACCUAUUUUAAGAAUUAUAACAUUGAACAACCUGUAGCCAAGACUGCAACCACCUUGUAUUUUAAAGCCAUCACUCAAGAUUUGUUACUUGACAGUUCCUGUCUAAAGCUAUGAUAUAUGCUGCAUCUAAUGAAAUUCUACAUGUUGAAAUCGGAAAAGGGGAAGAAAAAUAAACUGUGAACCUACAUCACUUAGGAAGAACUUAAUGGGAAGGAACCGCUUUCAGCUGAUCAAGUCAGUGUGUCAUGGGCAUGGAACCAAAGUUACAACAGAAAAACCUAUCCCUGCUGUGCAGGGCAAUCAUUUAAAUGUGAGAACGCCAUACCACAAACAGAUCAAAAGUUGACAGGGCAGAAGAAGCAUGAGCCAUGGAGAGUUGCUGACAACAAAGCGCUCAGUGUGAACUGUCUGGCUUUCUCACUGUAGGGACUCCUCCUCUCUUUGGUUUUAACCUCAGGAACAAACGACGGCUGCGAUGUGGGGGAAAAAAGGAAAAAUGCAGUGUGUUUUAACAGAGGAUGGGCAGGACAGGGCACCACAGUUUGCGCUUGAGACCAUAAAAGAGCAUCACCCUACUCAGCAAAGGAAAGGAAGAAGAGGGUGUCUGGCAUAAGAAGGAUCUCUGAUGGAGUUCCAGCCUUAUCUCUCUUCACUCUCCCUCCAGGAAGAACAGCCUGUCUGUUGUCAGACACUUUUCAUACUCUGUUUAGAGACUGCCAUUGAGAUAAUAAUGACUGUACUUGGUUUUCCUAUUUGAAUAAUACACUGAGGAUCACUGGAUUGGACCUGCAGAGUAGCUUCUGAGAAAGAAAAGUAGUUUUGGAGGGUGGAAGAGGGAAAAGCCAACUCCCUUGUCCAUGUGGUACAAUCCACAGUGCAGCAGCUUCCAACUGUGUUGUCCCAGCUUGGAACAAAUGUUUUGGUUUAGCUUGUCAAACUGAUUUUGAUAGCUGGCUUCCUGAUCAGUGACACAUAAACCAAAACUGGGGACAAGCUGUGUGAACACAUCUUAUUAGAAGUCAGAAGUAUCGCUAGUCUUUAUAGAUUUUUCCACAGCUAAGGAUCACUGAGUAGCUUGCAUUUCAAAGCAUUACUUCCCCUUCUAACCACAAAGCUUGGAACCCAGUCCUGGUGUCUCCCAGAGGUCUCACAGGUCCAUGCUGUGCAGUCAGGAGCAUCACACAUGCAGCCAGCAUGGUGAGGUCCUGUGCCCCACGAGCACUGCUGUGCUGAAUGGGAAGUACUGGACAGGGCACUUCUCUAUGCCAAUGUUUCCAUCGCCCUGCAAAUGGAGUCGUGCCUGUUUAAACUUUGGGUUCCUGUGGCAGGGCUCCUUUUUAAGUUGUCUUCCACGAUGGAGCCUUACUUUUUACACUGAGAGAAAUGGAUGUCUGUAUUACAAAGUAGAAAACUGAGGGCCAGAAUACAGCCUGCGCAUUACUUAAACCUUCAAAAUAGGCCUCAAGUGUACCAACACUUUACGCACAUACCAGAAGCUUUAAAAGUGCUUUUAUAAAGAGUCUGUCCUUUGUUUGCUUGUUUAUUUUUACAGAUGAAGCAACUGAGGCACAAAGCAGUGAAGUAACUUGCCACAGCAACUUCAGCAGGUCAGAAGCAGUUCCUCAGCCACAGCAGAGAUGAAGUUCCUCUAGUGUUGAGGGGUGCCUGCUCCUUGCAGGUAUUUUUUGGCCAGAAUAGCUUCUAUUCAUUAAUGUUCAUUCACCCAAUUGGAUUGCAAUGCUGGGCUCCAUUUCUCCACAAAGACUCUUACCAUCCUCAUUUCUUGCAUGCCCUGAGAUUGAGUUAAGCCUUCCAUCAAACAUUAGAAGCUAUUUAGCAAGUGAGUUUUUCCUGCUCCUUAAAAUUAAUUUGAAUUACAGAAUGACCACAUCUUCCUUAUGCAGUCUGUUUCAGCCAAGGUGUUCACUGAAUUCUUCACCAGCUGUAUGUUGGUUGGUCCAUUUUUUUAAGACAGGCUUUUAGGCAGGUAUGUUCAAUGAAUAUAGGUAUGUUGCAUGCUCUUUGUUCAAACUCCCCUGGAAGAAUCUGUGGUUAAAGUUGUCCCAAACCUACAUGUGCUUUCCAAGAGUGCUGCUAGCAGUUCAGUCCCGAAGCUCUGGAGUCAGCCCCUUUGGGAGUCUCAUCCACACACGUGACACCUUUAGAUCACUGAGCAACUUCACAACAUCUUAUUAGCUACAAACAGGAGUUUCCUCUCUGGUUAUUCCCUCUAGCACCUCUCACUGUUUAUUUUCCCCUGUUGCAGUCCAUUGUUCCAGUUGGCUGCAGUGUCCUGCAAGGUGAAACAGGCUGUGGAAGUUCUUUGCC